CGCGGGGGGCUGCGACGGGUGUUGGCGGGUAUAGACGUUACGCGCGGGUUCUCGGGGGGGUUAAUUCAGCCCUCCGCCGGGAAUAGAGAGGUGGUCGCGGAGAAGGUGGGCCUCGUUUAACUGCUGGCCCCCUUUUGCCUCUUCCCGGCCCGAGGGAGCCGAGCGGGGCCCCCCCCGCGUACAAGAAGGAGAACGAGUGUCUGAGGCGGUGCACGUGUGAACGCAGGUGACAGCUCGGAGACCAGCACUUGCCCUGUCCGGCUCAGGAAAGAAGAUGGUAACCAUGCUUAGCUUAUGAAAACGCCUGCUUGCAUCUUAAUACACAAUGUCCCUGCUCUUCAUUCGCUCUAAGUCCAUCAUCGCGAGCAAAAAGGACAAGAGACACAUGGCGGAAGUCAGUGCCUCCCCCCUGAAGCAUUUUGUCACUGCCAAGAAAAAAAUAAAUGGCAUCUUUGAACAGUUGGCAGCUUACAUCCAGGAGAGCUCCGUGUUUCUGGAAGAAACGCACAAGAACGGUGAGCUUGACCCGGUCACCACAGAAGAGCAGGUGUCCGAGGUCAAGGGCUACCUGUCCAAGGUCAGCGGGAUCAGCGAGGUGCUGGCCAGGCGGCAUAUGAAGGUGGCUUUCUUUGGGCGGACGAGCAAUGGGAAAAGUACGGUGAUUAACGCCAUGCUGUGGGAUAAGGUCCUUCCCUCUGGGAUCGGCCACACCACAAAUUGCUUCCUGAGAGUGGAGGGGACGGACGGGCAGGAGGCCUUCCUCCUCACCGAAGGCUCCGAGGAGAAGAAGAGUGUCAAGACGGUCAACCAGCUGGCUCACGCCCUCCACCAGGACGAAUUGCUUACUGCCGGGGGUCUGGUCAGCGUCAUGUGGCCGAACUCCAAGUGCCCUUUGCUCAAGGAUGAUCUCGUUUUGAUGGACAGCCCUGGAAUUGACGUCACCACCGAGCUGGAUAGCUGGAUUGAUAAAUUCUGCUUGGAUGCGGAUGUGUUUGUGUUGGUGGCCAACUCUGAGUCGACCCUGAUGCAGACGGAGAAACAGUUCUUCCACAAAGUCAACGCUCGCCUCUCUCGGCCAAACAUUUUCAUCUUGAAUAACCGCUGGGACGCUUCGGCAUCCGAACCGGAAUACAUGGAGGAGGUUCGCCGGCAACACAUGGAACGCUGCACCAGCUUCCUGGUGGACGAGCUGGGCGUGGUGGAUCGUGCCCAGGCUGGCGACCGCAUCUUUUUUGUCUCUGCGAAAGAGGUCCUGAACGCCCGCAUCCAGAAGGCGCAGGGUAUGCCCGAAGGAGGUGGGGCCCUGGCGGAGGGUUUCCAAGUGAGGAUGUUUGAAUUCCAGAAUUUUGAGCGAAGAUUUGAGGAGUGCAUCUCGCAGUCUGCGGUCAAGACCAAGUUUGAGCAGCACACGGUCAGAGCGAAGCAGAUUGCCGAGGAGGUCCGGCACAUCAUGGACUCCGUCCACGUGGCCGCGCAGGAACAGAGAGUUUAUUGCCUGGAGAAGUGGGACGACCGCCAGGAGCGCCUGGGAUUCAUAGAGAAACAGCUGGACUUGCUCUCUCAGAGCUACAAACUGAAAAUCAAGGAACUCACGGAAGAGGUUGAGCGCCAGGUUUCCAACGCCAUGGGCGAAGAGAUCAGGAAGCUCUCGGUGCUGGUGGACGAGUUUCAGCUGGAUUUCCACCCUUCCCCGGUGGUCCUGAAGGUGUAUAAGAACGAGCUGCAUCGACACAUCGAGGAAGGCCUGGGCCGAAACAUGUCAGAUCGCUGCUCCAGUUCCAUCGCAGCUUCUUUGCAGAUCAUGCAGCAAGAAAUGAUCGACGGCCUGAAGCCGCUCCUCCCCGUCUCGCUGAGGGGGCAGAUCGAGCUGCUGGUGCCCAGGCAGUGCUUCGCCCUCAGCUACGACCUGAACUGCGACAAGCUCUGCGCCGACUUCCAGGAAGACGUCCAGUUCCAUUUCUCCCUCGGCUGGACGAUGCUGGUGAACCGGUUUCUGGGGCCCAAAAAUACCCGCCGGGCUUUGAUGGGCUACAGCGAGCAGGUCCAGCGUCCGUUGCCCCUGACCCCAGCGAACCCAAGCUUGCCCCCCAUGCCACAGGGUUCCUUGACUCAGGAGGAGCUGAUGGUCUCCAUGGUGACCGGCUUGGCCUCCCUCACCUCCAGGACUUCGAUGGGCAUCCUGGUGAUCGGUGGAGUGGUCUGGAAGGCGGUGGGCUGGAGGCUGAUCGCCCUCUCCCUGGGCCUCUACGGACUCCUGUACGUCUACGAGCGCCUCACCUGGACCACCAAGGCGAAAGAGCGGGCCUUCAAGCGCCAGUUCGUGGAGUACGCCGGAGAGAAGCUCCAGCUCAUUGUCAGCUACACCGGCUCCAACUGCAGCCACCAAGUGCAGCAGGAACUGGCGGGAACUUUUGCUCAGCUCUGCCAGCAGGUGGACGUGACAAGAGAAGAUUUGGAGAAAGAAAUUGCAGGCCUGAAUCAAAAGAUUGAGAUUUUGGAUACUUUACAGAGUAAAGCCAAAUUGCUUAGGAAUAAAGCUGGAUGGCUGGACAGUGAGCUGAACAUGUUCACACAUCAAUAUUUGCAGCAGAGCAGAUAAGCAACUGAAAUGGGAGUCCAGGAGAGGCUGUCUGUCCCUCCCUCCCCCAGUUACGCUACUGGGAAAACAAUUCCAGAUGAUGGGAACUUUGGGGGGAGAAAGUGGAAAGUCUCGUUCGUCUUUGCGCCUGCCCCUUCCACGCACAGAGUUAUUUUGAAAUUCCUUUCCUUUCUCCUCACGUGGGCGCUUUUCCUUGUGGCCAGUCUUUGCUAUCUUAGCAAUUUUUUUGGGCUUAGUAGGAAGAACGUUGACGUCCCCAACGGUGGGCUGGCAUGUCCAGUCCUGGAUCUAAUCCCCCUUACUCGUUUUAUUUUAGCCAUCAAUGAAUUUGCAUUUUUUUUUUUAGUGGUUAUGGAAUGAAAUUAACCCCCAAUGCCUGCUUGCCACAAAUGAAUGACCUUGUUCCUCCCAAAGGGAAUCUUAAUCAUAAUUUAUAGGACAAAACUGGGUACAACCCAGAUAAAUUCAGAUGUGGGCUGAGCUUGGCUUCUGAAACAAAUCUUUGGUUGAGUUUCUUCAACCUUCUAAUCCCAUCCCCUCCUUUACAUGCUUGUGACAUAGCAAGUUGGUUAAACUUUCGGUCUUUCUGUCCUGAUCCUCAGAUUGUUAUGAUCACCAUGUCAUUUCCUGCAGCUUUUGCCCUAAAUAAAACAGCCCUUGUAAAGGAGCUAGUCCUUAUGAAGUUAACCGAGUUAACUUCAAACAGUAAUAAAUUUAUUAGCAGGUGUGUGCAGGUGGGCUGAGAGUGAUGCAUGAAGUUAAAUGGAUGAAAUGUAAGACAUGAUUCGGAGGGAGAAAUUGGACAAUUGCAUUUUGUGAUUCCUUCAAGCGAGGGACAAUAGAAUUAUCAGCUGUAAUGGAUUUUGAUGACUUGAUUGCUUCUUUAUUUCUCUUCUUGCUCUUCCUUUGUUUAUGAUCCUUUCUGCAAUUGUCUCUUAUACCUUUUAAUUGUUAUUUUUUUGGGGGGGGGGUUAUGAGGACCUUGCUCCCUUUCAAUCCAGCCCCAUCCCUUUCAAAAUUCACUUUCCAAAAUGCGCCUCAAUUGGCAGAUACGUAAUUUCCUCCUGGCUCAAUUGGGGGCCCACUCGGGGCAUCGGUUUGUAGAGGGGGCAUGCACAGGGGGUAGGUUGUGCCAGCCCAGUCUCUGCAGAGGUCACAAUUGGGAUCAUCCCAUUUUUUUGGGACCGAAAGACCCUCUAGUUAGUACCCUGGUUUUUCUACCUUGGUACCUUGAAGAUGCGUGGACUUCAACUCCCAGAAUCCCUGAGUCAACCGGCUAGAGAAUUCUGGGAGUUGAAGUCCACACGUCUUCAAGCCGUGGCACUUAAAUGCCUCCUCCGUGUGAUUGAGAAAUGUCUUCCCAUUGGGGUCUGGGGGUCUAUUUCUCCUUCCUUUCCUCCUCAUUCCGAGGUGGGGAAUUUCAUUCUCUUUCCAGCCAGCUCAGCCAAAUUUUUGAGAAUGUGAUCAUUUGGGCCACCGAUCGGUCAUAAGCAUGGACCCUUAAAACGCUGAGGGUUAGUUAACAAGAGUCUCCCCAAAAUGCACUUUACCUUUUCUUUUAAAUGCUAGUUUUGGUGUUGUUAUUUUGAUUUCUAGCCAGGUCUUCAAAAUCCUCCCGAUGGUGUUUUUCUGUUUUAUUUUAGGGCUGUAGGAUUUGGGAAUAAUGAUGCUAUUACUGUUUUUGACCUGAUCAAAUUGUUUCUGGCUGCAUCAGUGCUGUUAAUAACCACAAAACGGAAUUAAAAAGGAACAAACAGACGGAAA
Messenger RNA from Crotalus tigris (Tiger rattlesnake), 4363 nucleotides. RefSeq names its product mitofusin 2 (gene MFN2). Gene Ontology annotation, cellular component: mitochondrial outer membrane. The transcript has 19 exons. Gene Ontology annotation, molecular function: GTP binding; GTPase activity. Lineage: Eukaryota; Metazoa; Chordata; Lepidosauria; Squamata; Viperidae. Bases 326 to 2599 code for a protein of 757 amino acids. Gene Ontology annotation, biological process: mitochondrion localization; mitochondrial fusion. The record is from RefSeq and is a predicted model, not a curated record.